CCAAAACCCAAAUCACUUCAUUUCACAAGUUUCAAUCCUUUUUUGAUUUCAUUCAUGGGCUGCUCUUCUUCAAGACCUCUCACCCUUCUCACCAAAAACCCAGAACAACAACCUUCACUACCCUCCUCUUCCACUGCUCUUACUUCUUCAACCCCAAACUCUUCAUCUGCCUCAAACUCUUCCAAUUCCUCACCACCAUUACCACCACCAGCCUCAUUUCCCAGAGCUCUCUCCGUCUCAGCCCCUCUUGUUCAUCACCCACCUCUCAGAAAAGGCGACACUCACCACCUUGUUUCUCUCACCUCCACUACCUAUGGCUCCCUCCGCAUUGACCCCACAUCCCCCAAGACCCUCAAUCUGAACGGUCAGGAUUCUCCUGAUCAAUCCUACCCCCCCAAACGCUCCUCAUCUUCCCCUGACUCUGUCAUCAACACUUGGGAACUCAUGGAUGGCCUCAAUGAAUCUGAUUUCCAUUCUCAUUUCUCUGAAGAACAGCCCAUUUCCUCCAUUUUUGACCACACAAUUGGGUUUUCCAACAAAGCCAGUUCUUGCAGGUACUCAGGCUUUGAUGGUUCUGUGAAGAAACCGUUUGAUUCUUUCAAAUCAGUGAGAUCUUCAGUAAUAAAGGCGGAGGACUCAAUGCCUACCUCAUCCUCUUCCUCGUCUUCUUCGAAGCCUCUGUGGAAGCAUUUAUCGGAGGAGUCUUUGUUGUCGAACCGAUAUUUAAUUAUGUAA
This is a messenger RNA of Prunus avium (sweet cherry), 735 nucleotides long. The record is from RefSeq and is a predicted model, not a curated record. NCBI's taxonomy places the organism in Eukaryota, Viridiplantae, Streptophyta, Magnoliopsida, Rosales, Rosaceae.